Sarcophilus harrisii (Tasmanian devil) is the source of this 1734-nucleotide messenger RNA. It is a transcript of the gene TPM2, whose product is annotated as tropomyosin 2. The coding region runs from base 171 to 1025 and encodes 284 amino acids. Gene Ontology annotation, molecular function: actin filament binding. Gene Ontology annotation, biological process: muscle contraction; actin filament organization. The transcript has 9 exons. Lineage: Eukaryota; Metazoa; Chordata; Mammalia; Dasyuromorphia; Dasyuridae. Gene Ontology annotation, cellular component: actin filament. The record is from RefSeq and is a predicted model, not a curated record.
GAGGGUCCCGGGCCCCCGGCUCCGCCCGGUCCCUCCCCGCCUUUUAGGCGCUGGCUCCGGGCUGGGACGUCUCAGUGCCUCCUGGUCCGGACAGCCACCCGUGCGCCCGACCCCGGCCCGUACAGCCCACUCUCCCGGCUCGCCUCUCCAGCCCACUCCCGGCCGCAGCCAUGGACGCCAUCAAGAAGAAGAUGCAGAUGCUCAAACUGGAUAAAGAGAACGCCAUCGACCGAGCCGAGCAAGCAGAAGCCGACAAGAAGCAAGCCGAAGACCGCUGCAAGCAGCUGGAAGAAGAGCAACAGGGACUCCAGAAGAAGCUCAAAGGAACAGAGGAUGAGGUGGAAAAGUAUUCUGAGGCUGUGAAAGAUGCCCAGGAGAAACUGGAGCAGGCUGAGAAAAAAGCCACCGAUGCUGAAGCAGAUGUGGCCUCCCUGAACCGGCGCAUCCAGCUGGUAGAGGAAGAGCUGGACAGGGCCCAGGAACGUCUGGCCACAGCCCUUCAGAAGCUGGAGGAAGCAGAGAAAGCAGCGGAUGAGAGCGAGAGAGGAAUGAAGGUCAUUGAGAACAGGGCCAUGAAGGACGAGGAGAAAAUGGAGCUUCAGGAGAUGCAACUAAAGGAAGCCAAGCACAUUGCUGAGGACUCCGACAGAAAAUACGAGGAGGUGGCCCGGAAGCUGGUGAUCCUGGAGGGGGAGCUGGAGCGCUCAGAGGAGAGAGCAGAGGUGGCUGAAAGUAAAUGUGGGGACCUAGAGGAGGAACUGAAAAUUGUUACCAACAACCUGAAAUCCUUGGAGGCCCAAGCAGACAAGUAUUCCACCAAAGAAGACAAAUAUGAAGAGGAAAUCAAACUGCUGGGGGAUAAACUGAAGGAGGCUGAGACCCGGGCAGAGUUUGCUGAGAGAUCUGUGGCCAAGCUGGAGAAAACCAUUGAUGAUCUGGAAGAUGAGGUCUAUGCCCAGAAGAUGAAGUACAAGGCCAUCAGUGAAGAGCUGGACAACGCCCUCAACGACAUCACCUCCCUCUAAGACCUGAGUCCCAGAUCCCUGGCCCUGGCCCCCUCUCUCCUCUAUUCCCCAUUUCUCAUCUUCUUUCCAUUCUCAUGGGGAGGUGGAGAAGGAGGAGUCAAAGCUGCUGACCUUGCACAAAAAAGCCAGGCUGGGGUGGGGGGAAUCUGACCAUUGCUCCCACCCCUCCUGCUAUUCACUGUCCAUCCUUCUAUCUAUGUCUGCUGUUUAAUAAACUUUCAACCUGGACUGCACCACAUUUCUCUCCCCUUCACUCCCGGAAUCCCUGAGCACUCCCUGGAACUCCUACUGGCCCUUAUCAUUCUCCAUAAAGCACCCCUCUGGUCUUCCCACGUGUCCCUCUGCUGGCGUCUCACAGAGCAGCCCUGCGAAUCCCAUGGGGUACCGCUGUGCUCCCCACUGAGUCCUGUACCUACCCCAGUCACCUUCCACUGGAACUCCCACUGCAUAGCGCUUUCAUCACGACCUGCACGAGUAUCACUGACUCCUAACACCUGCAUGAUUCCCCGUCCCACAUGACUUCACUGAGCACCCACUCCAGCAUCACCCACAGAGCACUCUUGUGCACUCACACCCAGUGGACACCCAAGUCAGUGAACUAAGUGCACAAGAGGAGGGGCUACCCAGGGAGGGAUGGGUGAGGCGGUCUUCCAUGCUCAAGGGACAAGCUUCUCCUCAUUCUUAAGAUCUAUUUCUUGCCUUUGACCCU